Cololabis saira (Pacific saury) is the source of this 3170-nucleotide messenger RNA. RefSeq names its product cilia- and flagella-associated protein 70-like. NCBI's taxonomy places the organism in Eukaryota, Metazoa, Chordata, Actinopteri, Beloniformes, Belonidae. The record is from RefSeq and is a predicted model, not a curated record. Gene Ontology annotation, cellular component: extracellular exosome; motile cilium. Gene Ontology annotation, molecular function: protein binding. Gene Ontology annotation, biological process: cilium assembly; cilium movement. Bases 1 to 3162 code for a protein of 1053 amino acids. The transcript is spliced from 26 exons.
AUGCCAAACUACCGGCUGCCCAAGUGCAUCCUCUACGGCGAGCUUUGUGAGGGUGUGCGAAGGAGAGGACGUCCACUUCUUCGCUUCAAGGAUCAGCAAGGAAAAAAGUCAGACCAUUUUCUGAGUUUCCUGGAAGUUGCAUGGGAUGGGACCGUGCUUGGAAAAUCGGACAGGAAGCAGGUCGACCCUGCGGAGCGCUGCGUUGACUAUGACUUUAGCUGCACCUUCCAUCCUCAAAAUGAUACGCAGACUCUCAGUAACAUUGCUCAUAAACCAAUCAUACUGACAGUGAUUCAGGAGUUAUCUUCAGGGAAGAGAGCUCAGACGAUGCCGCUGGGUCAAGCAGUGGUUGACCUGCUUCCACUUCUGAAAGGUCGAUGCAGCUUCUCAUCUACAGUCCCAGUCCACCCAAUAGUCACCCCAGGAGUCAAAAGCUCCCAGCAGGGUUUCAGGGACAAGCUGCCAACGCUGGACGUCUCUGUCAGUGUCUCAGAUCCACUGUUGUCUGAGGCCGAACUUUUAGCCUCGAGACUCCUAAAGGUAACGGUGGAGACGGCCUACUCAGUCCCUGACUCAUGGACGCUUCCACCUGGCUCUGCCCCCAGCGACUUCACAUACACUGCUGCCCUGGAAGCCCCUCUUACUUCAAAGCAAGAUCAGGUGUUGGUUUUUUCUGACGGACAGCUGAAGGCAGGUGGGCAGAGGGAAGACAAGGGCCGCCAGAAGAAGAGGCCCCACUGGGCCAAGUUGGUGCCCGGCAACCACUUCCUAAAUGAAACCUUUUUCCAGCCAGAGCCCAUCGGAGAGGAGGAUGGGGAACUAACUGGUUUAGAGGACCAGACAUUUCGCGAUGAGGCAGAAACCAUAAAGAACAGGGUGAGCUGGGACACAGAGAUGUGCUGUUUCAUGGAUGCAGGAGGAAUAUCCAGGAUGCAGCAAAGAAUCACUGAGAGCAGACUGUGGCCGGUGGAAAUUAUGAGGUCUCCGCUCGCAAAGCCCACUGAUGGGAACCUGGAGAUCCCCUUCCAUGGGGUGGCAUUUGUGGACGUGGGGCACCUGUUGUAUCCUGGAGUUACCCGCAUCCGAGGAGCAUACACCAUUCAACCCUUCUAUGAGACUAUGAAUAAGAGUGUCAGCGUGCUGAAGGAGCAGGCUAAGGCCACAGCCAACCAGGCCAAAGGUAGUUCCAUCUCCAGCAAAAGUUCAGUGAGGACCGUUAACAAACGCCAAGAUUCCAAAGAGCAAGUCAAAAAGCAAACUAUUAAUCAAAGCAAGAUGGCUGGAGCAGAUGACACUUCCGAGGUCUUGUCUGAAAUCAAGCCACAAGUUAUUGUGGAAGGAAAUCUGUACAGAGAGGCCAGAACAUACAUUAUCAUUGAGAUAAACUUGGACAAACCGCUGGUACCAAAAGCUUCUCCAGAGGAGCUGGCAAGAAGGGUGAAAGCACUGAUCCCUCCCAGACCUCCACCUGUAGCUGGUCCCAGCCGAUCAGAAAGAGCUACGUUGAACUUUCACAAGCAAGUAGGCAACGCGGUGGCUAUACUUUCAGAGCAGUAUGAAGAAUUACGUGGAGCAAGUUCAGGCCUGCCGCAAGACCAUAACAAAGAGCAAAUGAUGAUUCAGCUGAUGAGUUCCCUCAAUAUCUCCGGAAGGUAUUUCGCCUUGAAAGAGCAGAUAAAGCAUGCAGUAGUGAGGAUUGUACGUGACAAGAUGCAUCGGACAGAGCCCUUCACUGACCCUCAGGAGCUGAAGCAAUUUGUCAGCAAACUCUACGUCUACUUAGUGGAAGAAAUGCAGCUAGCCCUCAACAAAAUUUACAGCCCUGUUGAUGAAGUUGAUGAAGAUAGUACAGAUGAAAUCCACUUGCAUUCCUCUCAGCUUAGAUCUUUUGCCAGAGAGGCACAGCUCACAGGGAAUUAUCAGCAGGCUGCUCAGUACUACCAAGAGCUAGUGGUGAGGCAUCCCCUUGAAGCAUCCCUUAAGUUUGAGUGGGGUUGUCUGCACAUGUGGACCAAAGACUAUUUGAAAGCAAAAGAGUGUUUCUGGGAUGCUGUGUCAAUGGACCAAACUGACCGACCCAGCCUGAUGAUGUGUGGGGUCUUGGAAGUGAUGUUUGAGUGUUACAACGAAGCCUUGACCUUCCUGGAACGAGCUGCUAGCAUAGACCCGCCCAGUGUGGUGGCCUGGACGCUUUUGGGUUUGCUCCACCAAAUAAAAAAUGAAUCCAUUUUGGCUGAGAGAGCCUUCCUGGAAGCCAGAAAGCUACUGAAGGAAGAUGAAGCACAGAAGAAUACACAGAGUGAAGAAGGGGAAAAUGACCAGGAGGGGUCUCCCACUGCUGAACAAGGUGGAUUGCAUUACCAGAAAGAGAAUCCAGGGAAUGUUUCUGACCAUGACUCAGAGGGGCAGAAAGAUUAUCCUGUGCAAGAUGAGGACUACACUACCACUACCAUUUACACAGACACAGCUCACUUCCUGCUGCAGAACAAUGCCCUGCAGAUGGUGGAACAUGUUUUGUCCCAGGAGUUAUCCUCUGUAGGUGGUUGCACUGUUUCCUACCUCCAUCAUCUGGCCCAGUUGCAACUGCUCAGAGGUGACUACAGCAGUGCUGCUGCCAGCCUUAAAGAGCUACUGUCCUACAGAGAUCAGGAUGUUGACAUCUGGGCUUUGAAUGGUCACUGUCACUACUUGCAAGGUGCGUUCUCUGAAGCCCAAGACAGUUAUGAGUGGAGCCUCCACUUUCCAAAGCAGCCAUCAGACAUCCGCAUUGUCCUCCUCCGCCUGGGAUCCAUUUACAUUAGGCGCGAGAAGUUUGAACAAGCCAAAGUCAUCUACCUGCAGGCUUGUGAGCUGUUUCCAUCAUGCCUGACCUGGCUGGGCUUGGGGACUGCCUGUUAUAGGUUGGGGGAGCUUUCUGUAGCUGAGGAAGCGUUGACUGAGGCUAACCAUUUGAACCAAGAGAAUGCAGAAAUGUGGGUUUACCUUGCUCUAAUCUGCUUCAGGUCUGGCAGACAAGAUCAAGGAGAAGAGUGUUAUAAAUAUGCACUAAGGUUCAACUUGCAAGAUGACUCACUGUCUAAAGAGAUCAAUGAACUCAAGCAAGAGCUCCGCUUCAGUCCUCUGGCAUCAUGCUUCAAAACGAGUGCUGAAGCCGAGGCUUAAACUUCAUU